Molecule: messenger RNA, 3678 nt
Organism: Cryptomeria japonica (Japanese cedar)
Lineage: Eukaryota; Viridiplantae; Streptophyta; Pinopsida; Cupressales; Cupressaceae
Product: probable LRR receptor-like serine/threonine-protein kinase At3g47570
Exons: 2
Coding region: 1-3678 (1225 amino acids)
Biological process (GO): hormone-mediated signaling pathway; protein phosphorylation
Cellular component (GO): plasma membrane
Molecular function (GO): protein binding; protein kinase activity; ATP binding
Source: RefSeq, a predicted model, not a curated record
AUGAAUUGUAAAGGUAAGUUCAUUCUUCUACUCAUCUUCACCACUUUUAUCUUUGUUACAUAUUCGUCCAAUGUGUUGGAAACCCAGAAUCAGACUGAUGCAGAUGCUUUACUUGAAUUUAAAAAGUCUGUAAAAAUGGAUCCAAGUCUUUCUUUGUCCAACUGGGUAAAUGGAAAUAAUAUUUGCAACUGGACUGGAAUAACUUGCAAUCGCAAUCAAAGGGUUGUGAGCCUAGUUCUCAAAUACAGGGGAUUGGCUGCUACCAUACCCCCUCACAUAGGCAAUCUGUCCUUCCUUACAACCCUGGACCUCUCCUAUAAUUAUUUCUCAUCCUUCAUUCCCCAAGAGCUUGGUAAAUUACAAAAGUUGCAGUAUAUUAAACUCUAUGAAAAUAGCUUGCAAGGUCCAAUUCCAGUUAGUCUGUCUGCCUGCACAAAGCUUUUAGAACUCCGCUUAAACGAUAAUCUGUUGAGCGGAAACAUUCCACCACAGUUGAGUUCCUUGCAUAACUUGAAGAAACUCAACAUGUCUGUCAAUAAAUUGAGUAGUAUCAUCCCUCAAGGCUUGGCAAAUUGCACUGCGCUCAAACGCUUAAAUCUUGGGCAUAAUCUUCUAACAGGCGCUAUCCCCAAGUCUAUAAGUAACUGCACAAAAUUGCGAGCCUUAUCUCUGUCCCGGAAUGCGCUUGAAGGACCGAUUCCAUCCGAGAUAUUCACAACAUUGACCAGAUUACAAUAUCUGUAUCUGGAUUCCAACAAACUCAAUGGUAGCAUCUCCAUGGAGAUUGGAAAAUUAUGGAAAGUGAGGGUGAUUAGCUUUCAUGACAAUAGUCUUACAGGUAGCAUUCCCGUGACCCUGGGGAACUGUUCGUCUCUGGAGAAGCUAGCUUUGGCUUCCAAUUCCUUAUACGGCAUCGUUCCAGCAGAAUUGUGUUCACUUACGCGACUGCAGGAACUGUGGUUCACUAAUAAUAGCCUUGGAGGAUCAAUUUAUUUUCUCGUGAACUAUACUGAAAUGCACACAUUGGCGAUAGGGAACAACAAGUUUGAAGGUACAAUUCCAGAGUUUAUAGGCUAUAGGCUACCUAAAUUGCAAGAGGUGGAACUGACGAGGAAUCAAUUAAGUGGCAGCAUCCCGAAAUCUAUAGGAAAUUGUUCCACACUCCGAUUUUUUUCACUAUUUACUAACAAGUUGAGUGGAGUAUUACCCCAAGAAUUGGGGAUGUUGACAAGUCUACAAGAGCUUGGUCUGGGUAGUAACAGCGUCAAGGGAAUUUUUUCUCCUGAUCUGUUAAACUGUACACAAAUGCAGUGGCUUAUACUGGAAGGUAAUAGAUUCGUGGGCUCCAUUCCUGUAGAUAUUGGCCUAAAGCUCCCCAACUUACAGUAUUUUGCUGCGGGAAAUAACCAAUUUAGUGGGGGUAUCCCAAAGUCUCUGGGAAAUUGUUCUCAGCUCUCAACGCUUGAUCUUCCACUCAAUCUGCUAAGUGGUGUUGUGCCUCAAGAAUUAGGAAUGCUAACUGCUUUACAGGAACUUGACCUUGCGUAUAAUAGCCUGUCAAAUGGACACUCUGCUACAAUGUGUGUAUUAGAUGUAUUUUCUAACUGCUCCAUUCUUGAAGAGCUGAGUCUAUGGGGAAACAAAUUCAGUGGCACUUUGUCAAGGGGCAUAGGAAACCUGUCUCCUAGGCUAUCAAGAUUGGUCUUGGGUGGCGACAACACCACUGGCAACAUACCAGAAGAGAUUGGUAACCUUACUGAGUUGACCACUUUCUAUCUCAGUAAUAGCAGAGUAAUUGGGCAGAUUCCGAGUGCCUUAGGGCGUCUGAAGAAUCUACAAUUGUUGGAUUUGAGCUCCAACAAACUGCAAGGAAGCAUUCCGUUAGACUUUAAGAUGCUGGUAAAUCUGGAAUAUCUAUUCCUUCCGCUAAAUCGUAUUUCUGGAGUUAUUCCUUCAUAUCUGGGCAGCCUGCAACAGCUAAGGAAACUUGAUUUCAGUCAUAACGAGCUCACAGGAAGGAUACCAAAUGCCAUUGGCCAAUGUUUUCGCCUGGAGAUGAUUGACCUCUCAUACAACAGUCUCUCAGGAAAUAUACCUACGGAGAUCUCGAAUCUCCGUUCAUUGGCGUUAUAUCUCAAUUUUUCAUACAAUUCAUUGACAGGAAGAUUGCCUUCCCUGGGAGGAAUGCAACAGGUUCAAGCCAUAGAUAUCUCAGCUAAUAAACUCUCUGGACCCAUCCCUGGCGAUAUUGGCAGUUGCUCGGGAUUGCAAUAUCUAAACUUUGCCAAAAAUAAAUUGGAGGGAACGGUACCGAUAUCAAUAGGACAGCUUAAGAGCCUUGAAAGCAUUGAUAUAUCUUUGAAUGAGUUGUCUGGAACAGUGCCAUUUUCUAUUGCGAAUCUCACCAUGCUCCGGCAUUUAAAUUUCUCCUACAACAAUUUGAAUGGAUCAGUCCCGAAUGAAGGAGCUUUCAGAAACCUAAGUGCAAUAUCAUUUUUGGGGAAUCCAGGAUUAUGUGCAGCCUCAGGCUGGUUCAAUCUACCAAAUUGCACAACAUCUGCCACAAGUCAUGAUGUAUUGAAUAGGAACAUUCUCUUGGUUGCAUCAAUUGGCACAUUCUUUGCACUGUGUUGCAUUUUGGUGGCAUUUUACAUUUUCUACAGAAGAAUUAAAAAGGCACCAAUUACAAAUAGUUUGUUGGGGCAAGGUUUCAUGCAAAUUUCUAGCCAGGAACUUCACACAGCAACCCAAGGAUUUAAUGCCGCUAAUUUACUAGGCAAUGGUAGCUUCGGGUCAGUUUACAAGGGGAUCUUGUCUGAUAACAAGAUGGUCGCUAUUAAGCUGUUCAAUCAAGACCUCCAAAAUUCAUACAAGCAUGUCGUCAGGGAAUGCAGAGUACUGAGAAAAAUUAGGCACCGCAAUCUUGUCAAAGUAUUGUCCUCUUCCUCGGCUGGAGAUCUCAAGGCUCUGGUACUAGAAUUUAUGUCACAGGGGAGCCUAGAACAGCACCUCCACAUGGAUGAAACACGGUGCAGCUUGAGUUUGCAGAUGAGAGUGAAGAUUGCACUUGAUGUGGCACAUGGGAUGGCAUAUUUACACCAUGAUUGUUCUCCCCGUGUUGUUCACUGCGACUUGAAGCCCUCAAAUGUGCUAAUGGACGAAACCAUGAUAGCCCAUUUGGCUGAUUUUGGAAUUUCUCGUCUACUGACGUCCUCCAUUUCUUCAAGUAGCAGCACAUCCAGACUGAAGGGAACAGUAGGCUACCUUGCUCCAGAAUAUGGCUUGGGAGGAGAAGUGAGUACCAAGGGAGAUGUUUACAGCUUCGGGAUGCUGAUCCUUGAAAUGGUGACUAAAAAGAGGCCUACCGAUGGUAUGUUCUGUGGAGAUGUAACUUUGCCGAGAUGGGUGAGAAGAGCAUUCCCUGAGGCAUUGGAGGGAGUGGUGGAUAGACAGCUGCUGGUUGAUCAACAAAUUGCAGGAGGGAGUGGUGGAGAGAGUGCUACAGCUGGAACUAGUGGUGAAGAAUCGGAAUCCUCUGAGCGUGGCAGCUGCGUGCUUAGUUUUAUUGGAUUGGGACUGCACUGCACAAGUGAAAAUCCAGGGGAUAGACCAACAAUGAGAGAGGUGGAAGUUAUGCUGGAAAAGAUGGUGUAUGGCAGGGCAUAUGGAAUCUGUUGA